GGGGGGAGGAGGAGGAGAGGGGGUGAUGGGGGUGGUGAGGAUCCCCGCCAUGAAGGUGCCCAAAUUCGGGGUUCGGGCGGAGGGAUCCGAUGGGGGCGGAACGGCCCCCGUGGGACCCCCCCAAAAGGGUCCCGGAGCGGAAGGAGAAUGGAAGGGGGCGCAGUUCAGGAAGACGGAGACGCCGCACAUCUCUCUGUCCGACGUCAGCGUGAGCCUGAAGGGCUCCCAGCGCGGAGCCGCGGCGCCCAAAGGGCACGGAGACCCCAAAGGGCUCCGGGGGGACACCCCCGUGGGGGCCGUGGGGCUGGAGGGGAAAGGGACGGACGUCGGCGGGGAUGGGAAGGGGCCGCAGUGGGGCGUCGGAGGACACCGAGUGGGAGUGGGCGCUGCCGGAGGGGGGGUCCUGGGGGCCAAAGGGGGCGUCAAAGGGCCCACGUUUGGUGUCGAAGCGCCCCAAGUGGACAUCAGAGGGCCACAAUUUGGUGGUGAAGCGCCCAAAGUGGACGUCAAAGGGCCCAAAGUGGACAUCAAAGGACCCCAAUUUGGUGUUGAAGCGCCCAAAGGUGACAUCAAAGGGCCCGAAGUGGACAUCAAAGGGCCCCAAUUUGAUAUUGAAGCGCCCAAAGGUGACAUCAAAGGGCCCAAAGUGGACAUCAAAGGACCCCAAUUUGGUGUUGAAGUGCCCAAAGUGGACAUCAAAGGGCCCAAAGUGGACAUCGGAGGGCCCCAAUUUGGUGUUGAAGUGCCCAAAGUGGACAUCAAAGGGCCCCAAUUUGGUGUUGAAGCGCCCAAAGGUGACGUCAAAGGGCCCAAAGUGGACAUCAAAGGACCCCAAUUUGGUGUUGAAGUGCCCAAAGUGGACAUCAAAGGGCCCAAAGUGGACAUCGGAGGGCCCCAAUUUGGUGUUGAAGUGCCCAAAGGUGACAUCAAAGGGCCCAAAGUGGACAUCGGAGGGCCCAAAGUGGACAUCGGAGGGCCCCAAUUUGGUGUUGAAGUGCCCAAAGUGGACAUCAAAGGGCCCCAAUUUGGUGUUGAAGCGCCCAAAGGUGACGUCAAAGGGCCCAAAGUGGACAUCAAAGGACCCCAAUUUGGUGUUGAAGUGCCCAAAGUGGACAUUGGAGGGCCCCAAUUUGGUGUUGAAGUGCCCAAAGGUGACAUCAAAGGGCCCAAAGUGGACAUCGGAGGGCCCAAAGUGGACAUCGGAGGGCCCCAAUUUGGUGUUGAAGUGCCCAAAGUGGACAUCAGAGGGCCCCAAUUUGGUGUUGAAGUGCCCAAAGUGGACAUCAGAGGGCCCCAAUUUGGUGUUGAAGUGCCCAAAGGUGACAUCAAAGGGCCCAAAGUGGACAUCGGAGGGCCCCAAUUUGGUGUUGAAGUGCCCAAAGUGGACAUCAGAGGGCCCCAAUUUGAUGUUGAAGUGCCCAAAGUGGACAUCAGAGGGCCCCAAUUUGGUGUUGAAGUGCCCAAAGGUGACAUCAAAGGGCCCAAAGUGGACAUCGGAGGGCCCAAAGUGGACAUCGGAGGGCCCCAAUUUGGUGUUGAAGUGCCCAAAGUGGACAUCAGAGGGCCCCAAUUUGAUGUUGAAGCGCCCAAAGUGGACAUCAAAGGGCCCAAAGUGGACAUCGGAGGGCCCAAAGUGGACAUCAGAGGGCCCCAAUGUGAUGUUGAAGCUCCCGAUGUGGACGUGCAUGGCCCAGGCAGCAAGCUGAAGAUGCCCAAACUGAAAAUGCCCAAAUUUGGGGUUCCUGGCCUAAAAGGAGACGUUGAUGCAUCGCUUCCAAAAGGUGAAGUUGACGUCUCGGCCCCCAAAGUGAACGUUGUUGUUCCAGAAGGACAAAUGAAGGGCCCCGAAAUGCACGUCACGGUGCCCCACAUCUCCAUGCCUGACAUCGACCUCAACCUGAAGGGCCCCAAAGUGAAGGGGGAUGUGGGCAUUACGGCCCCAAAACUGGAAGGGGAGCUCAGAGCACCGGGAGUUGAUAUAAAAGCUCCAAAAGUUGACGUUGAAGCGCCCAAAGUUGACGUUAAAGGACCCAAAGUGGACAUUGGAGUGCCCAAAGUUGAGUUGAAAGGCCCCAAAGUUGAAGUUGAAGCUCCCGAUGUGGACAUCCAUGGUCCGGAUGGCAAGCUGAAGAUGCCCAAGUUGAAAAUGCCCAAAUUUGGGGUUCCUGGCCUAAAAGGAGAGCUCCCCGACGUCGAUGUCUCUCUUCCAAAGGGUGAAAUUGGUGUUUCUGCCCCCAAAGUGGACAUUGAAGUGCCCGAUGUUGACUUGAAAGCCCCCAAAGUUGAGUUGAAAGGCCCCAAAGUUGACAUAGAAGCUCCCGAUGUGGACAUCCAUGGUCCGGAUGGCAAGCUGAAGAUGCCCAAGCUGAAAAUGCCCAAAUUUGGGGUUCCUGGCCUAAAAGGAGAGCUCCCCGACGUCGAUGUGUCUCUUCCAAAGGGUGAAUUUGACGUUUCUGCCCCCAAAGUCGACAUUGAAGUGCCCGAUGUUGACUUGAAAGCCCCCAAAGUUGAGCUGAAAGCCCCCAAAGUUGACAUUGCAGUGCCCGAUGUUGACUUGAAAGGCCCCAAAGUUGACAUUGCAGUGCCCGACGUUGACUUGAAAGCCCCCAAAGUUGAGUUGAAAGGCCCCAAAGUUGACAUAGAAGCUCCUGAUGUGGAUGGCAAGCUGAAGAUGCCCAAGCUGAAAAUGCCCAAAUUUGGGGUUCCUGGCCUAAAAGGAGACCUCCCCGACGUCGACGUGUCGCUCCCGAAGGGUGAAGUUGACAUUUCUGCCCCCAAAGUCGACAUUCAUGCCCCCAAAGUUGACAUUGCAGGUCCACACGGACAGCUGAAGGGCCCUGAAAUGCACGUCAAGGUGCCCCACAUCUCCAUGCCCGAUAUCGACCUCAACCUGAAGGGCCCCAAAGUGAAGGGGGAUGUGGGCGUUUCGGCCCCAAAACUGGAAGGGGAGUUCAGAGCACCCGAAUUUGACAUCAAAGCUCCAGAAGUUGACAUCAAAGCCCCCAAAGUUGACAUAGAAGCUCCCGAUGUGGACAUCUGCGGUCCAGAGGGCAAGCUGAAGAUGCCCAAGCUGAAAAUGCCCAAAUUUGGGGUUCCUGGCCUAAAAGGAGACCUCCCCGACGUCGAUGUGUCUCUUCCAAAGGGUGAAAUUGACGUUUCUGCCCCCAAAGUGGACAUUGAAGUGCCCGAUGUUGAGUUGAAAGGCCCCAAAGUUGACAUAGAAGCUCCCGAUGUGGACAUCCAUGGUCCGGACAGCAAGCUGAAGAUGCCCAAGCUGAAAAUGCCCAAAUUUGGGGUUCCUGGCCUAAAAGGAGACCUCCCCGACGUCGAUGUGUCUCUUCCAAAGGGUGAAAUUGACGUUUCUGCCCCCAAAUUUGACAUUGAAGUGCCCGAUGUUGACUUGAAAGGCCCCAAAGUUGACAUUGCAGUGCCCGAUGUUGACUUGAAAGCCCUCAAAGUUGAGUUGAAAGGCCCCAAAGUUGACAUAGAAGCUCCCGAUGUGGACGGCAAGCUGAAGAUGCCCAAGCUGAAAAUGCCCAAAUUUGGGGUUCCUGGCCUAAAAGGAGAGCUCCCCGAUGUUGACGUGUCGCUCCCAAAGGGUGAAAUUGACGUUUCUGCCCCCAAAGUUGACCUCGAUCUGCCCGAUGUUGACUUGAAAGGCCCCAAAGUUGACAUUGCAGUGCCCGACGUUGACUUGAAAGCCCCCAAAGUUGAGUUGAAAGGCCCCAAAGUUGACAUAGAAGCUCCCGAUGUGGACAUCCAUGGUCCGGAUGGCAAGCUGAAGAUGCCCAAGCUGAAAAUGCCCAAAUUUGGGGUUCCUGGCCUAAAAGGAGAGCUCCCCGACGUCGAUGUGUCGCUCCCAAAGGGUGAAAUUGACGUUUCUGCCCCCAAAGUUGACAUUGAAGUGCCCGAUGUUGAGUUGAAAGGCCCCAAAGUUGACAUUGAAGUUCCCGAUAUAGACUUGAAAGGCCCCAAAGUUGACAUAGAAGCUCCCGAUGUGGACGGCAAGCUGAAGAUGCCCAAGCUGAAAAUGCCCAAAUUUGGGGUUCCUGGCCUAAAAGCAGAUCUCCCUGACGUCGACGUGUCUCUUCCGAAGGGUGAAAUUGACGUUUCUGCCCCCAAAUUUGACCUCGAUCUGCCCGACGUCGACAUCGAAGCGCCGGAGGUGAAAGCGAAGGGCCUCAAAUUCCGGAUGCCCGAACUGAACGUGCAGAGCCCCAAACUCUCCAUUCCCGACGUCGACAUCAGCCUGAAGGGCCCCAAAGUGAAGGGAGACGUCUCCGCCCCGAAGCUCUCCGGGGAACUGCGGGGACCCAAAGUGGAUGUGGAGGGUCCCGGGUUGGGGGUCGACGUUCCCGAGGUGGACUUGGAGUGUCCGGAAGGGAAAAUCAAAGGCCCCAAAUUUAAGAUGCCCAAACUGAACAUCAAAACGCCCAAACUGUCCAAACCGGAGGCGGAUCUGAACGUAAAGGGGCCGAAAAUUAAGGGAGAAUUGGACGUUUCUGCCCCCAAAAUCGAAGGGGAGCUGAAAGGACCCGGGCUCCACGUGAAGGGUCCCGCUGUGGAGGUCCCCGACGUCGACCUGGAGUGUCCCGAAGCCAAACUGAAAGGACCCAAAAUGAAACUGCCCCAUUUCAGCCUUUCGGGACCGAAGUUUGAGGGAGCCGAUAUCGACGUGGGCGUCCCCAAAGGAGAGGUGGAGGUUUCGGGGCCGGAAGUGGACGUGGAAGGGCCGGAAGUGGAUGUGGGGGGAGUGGAAGGGAAAUGGAAGGGCCCCAAAUUCCGGAUGCCGAAAUUGAACAUCAAAACGUCGAAGAUCUCCGUGCCCGACGUCGACCUGAACCUGAAGGGCCCCAAAGUGAAGGGGGACGUGGAUGUGUCCGUGCCCAAAUUGGAAGGGGAGCUGAAGGGCCCCGAAAUUGAUGUCAAAGGCCCCAAAGUCGAUGUGGACCUUCCCGAUGUGGAGCUGGAAGGACCUGAAGGGAAAGUGAAGGGCCCCAAGUUCAAGAUGCCCGAAAUGCACUUCAGGGGUCCCAAAAUCUCCAUGCCCGACGUGGACUUCAACCUGAAGGGCCCCAAAGUGAAGGGAGACGUGGAUGUGUCCGUGCCCAAAGUAGAAGGGGAGCUGAAGGGCCCCGAAGUGGACAUCAAAGGCCCCAAAGUGGAUGUGGACCUUCCCGACGUGGACGUUCACGGCCCAGAGGGCAAAUUGAAGAGACCCAAGUUCAAGAUGCCCAAAUUCUCCAUGCCGGGCUUCAGGGCAGAGGGCCCCGAGGUGGACGUGGAGCUGCCAAAAGGGGACGUGGACGUUUCCGUCCCCAAAGUGGACAUUGAAGGACCUGAGGUGGAAUUGGGAUUGCCAGAGGGGAAGGUGAAGGGCCCCAAGUUCAAGAUGCCGGACAUCAAGACGACCAAGAUCUCCAUGCCCGACGUGGACUUCAACCUGAAGGGCCCCAAAGUGAAAGGUGGGAUGGAUGUGUCCGUGCCCAAAGUAGAAGGGGAUAUAAAAGGCCCUGAGAUGGAGAUCAAAGGCCCCAAAGUGGAUGUGGACCUUCCCGACGUGGACGUUCACGGCCCAGAGGGCAAAUUCAAGCUGCCCAAGUUCAAGAUGCCCAAAUUCUCCAUGCCGGGCUUCAGGGCAGAGGGCCCCGAGGUGGACGUGGAGCUGCCAAAAGGGGACGUGGACAUUUCCGUCCCCAAAGUGGACAUCGACGUUCCCGAGGUGGAAUUGGAGUGUCCCGAGGGGAAAGUGAAAGGCCCCAAAUUCAAGAUGCCCGAAAUGCACAUCAAGACACCGAAGAUCUCCAUGCCCGACAUCGACCUGAACCUGAAGGGCCCCAAAGUGAAGGGGGACGUGGAUGUGUCGGUCCCAAAGAUUGAGGGCGACCUGAAGGGCCCUGACAUUGAUAUCAAAGGCCCCAAAGUGGAUGUGGACCUUCCUGAUGUGGACAUUGAGGGCCCCGAAGGAAAGCUGAAAGGCCCCAAAUUCAAGAUGCCCGAAAUGCACCUAAAGGGCCCCAAAUUCUCCAUGCCUGACGUUGACUUCAACCUGAAGGGCCCCAAAGUGAAGGGAGACGUGGAUGUGUCCGUGCCAAAGUUGGAAGGGGACCUGAAAGGCCCUGAGGUGGACAUCAAAGGUCCCAAAGUGGAUGUGGACCUUCCUGACGUUGAUUUAGAGUGUCCCGAAGGGAAGGUGAAGGGCCCCAAAUUUAAGAUGCCCGAAAUGCACUUCAAGACACCGAAGAUCUCCAUGCCCGACAUCGACCUGAACCUGAAGGGCCCCAAAGUGAAAGGAGACGUGGAUGUGUCGGUCCCAAAGAUUGAGGGCGACCUGAAGGGCCCCAAAGUGGAUGUGGACCUUCCUGAUGUGGACAUUGAGGGCCCCGAAGGAAAGCUGAAGGGCCCCAAAUUCAGGAUGCCCGAAAUGCACCUGAAGGGCCCCAAAGUCUCCAUGCCUGACGUUGACUUCAACCUGAAGGGCCCGAAAGUGAAGGGAGACGUGGAUGUGUCCGUGCCCAAAUUGGAAGGAGACCUGAAGGGCCCCGAGGUGGACAUCAAAGGCCCCAAAGUGGACGUGGACCUUCCUGACGUUGAUUUAGAGUGUCCCGAAGCGAAGCUGAAGGGCCCGAAAUUCAAGAUGCCAGAGAUGCACUUCAAGGCCCCAAAGAUCUCCAUGCCCGACAUCGACCUGAACCUGAAGGGCCCCAAAGUGAAGGGGGACGUGGAUGUGUCCAUGCCAAAGAUUGAGGGUGACCUGAAGGGCCCCGAGGUGGACAUCAAAGGUCCCAAAGUGGAUGUGAACCUUCCCGAUGUGGAGUUGGAAGGUCCAGAGGGGAAAGUGAAGGGCCCCAAGUUCAAGAUGCCCGAAAUGCACCUAAAGGGCCCCAAAUUCUCCAUGCCCGAUGUCGACUUCAACCUGAAGGGCCCCAAAGUGAAGGGGGACGUGGAUGUGUCCGUACCCACGUUGGAAGGGGACUUGAAAGGCCCCGAGGUGGAUAUCAAAGGCCCCAAAGUGGAUGUGGACCUUCCCGAUGUGGACAUUGAGGGUCCGGAAGGCAAACUGAAAGGCCCCAAGUUCAAGAUGCCCGAAAUGCACUUCAAAGGCCCCAAAAUCUCCAUGCCUGACUUUGAUCUGAGCCUGAAGGGCCCCAAAGUGAAGGGAGACAUGGAUGUGUCCGUGCCCAAAGUAGAAGGGGAUAUAAAAGGCCCCGAGGUGGACAUCAAAGGCCCCAAAGUGGACAUUGACGUUCCCGACGUGGACGUUCACGGCCCGGAGGGCAAAUUCAAGCUGCCCAAGUUCAAGAUGCCCAAAUUCUCCAUGCCGGGCUUCAGGGCAGAGGGCCCCGAGGUGGACGUGGAGCUGCCCAAAGGGGACGUGGAUGUUUCCGUCCCCAAAGUGGACAUCGACGUUCCCGAUGUGGACAUUGAGGGCCCCGAGGGGAAACUGAAAGGCCCCAAGUUCAAGAUGCCCGAAAUGCACAUCAAGACACCAAAGAUCUCCAUGCCCGACAUCGACCUGAACCUGAAGGGCCCCAAAGUGAAGGGGGACGUGGAUGUGUCGGUCCCAAAGAUUGAGGGCGACCUGAAGGGCCCCGAUGUGGACAUCAAAGGCCCCAAAGUGGACCUUCCUGACGUGGAGCUGCAUGGUCCCGAAGGAAAGGUGAAGGGCCCCAAGUUCAAGAUGCCUGAAAUGCACCUGAAGGGCCCCAAAUUCUCCAUGCCCGAUGUGGACCUCCACCUGAAGGGCCACAAAGUGAAGGGAGAAAUGGACGUCACUGUACCCAAAAUAGAGGGCGACCUGAAAGGGGCUGAUCUGGAACUGAAAGGUCCCAAAGUGGACAUCGACGUUCCCGAUGUGGAAUUGGAGUGUCCCGAGGGGAAGGUGAAGGGCCCCAAAUUCAAGAUGCCCGAAAUGCACUUCAAGGCCCCGAAAAUCUCCAUGCCCGACUUCGAUCUGAGCCUGAAGGGCCCCAAAGUGAAAGGAGAUGUGGAUGUGUCCGUACCCAAAGUAGAAGGGGACAUAAAAGGCCCCGAGGUGGACAUCAAAGGCCCCAAAGUGGACGUUGAGGUUCCUGAUGUUGAGCUGGAAGUUCCAGAGGGGAAACUGAAAGGCCCCAAAUUUAAGAUGCCUGAAAUGCACUUCAAGACACCGAAGAUCUCCAUGCCCGACAUCGACCUGAACCUGAAGGGCCCCAAAGUGAAGGGGGACGUGGAUGUGUCAGUCCCAAAGAUUGAGGGUGACCUGAAGGGCCCCAAAGUGGACGUGGACCUUCCCGAUGUGGACAUUGAGGGCCCCGAAGGGAAAGUGAAGGGCCCCAAGUUCAAGAUGCCCGAAAUGCACAUCAAGGCCCCAAAGAUCUCCAUGCCCGACGUGGACUUCAACCUGAAGGGCCCCAAAGUGAAGGGAGACGUGGAUGUGUCGGUCCCAAAGAUUGAGGGCGACCUGAAGGGCCCCGAGGUGGACAUCAAAGGUCCCAAAGUGGAUGUGGACCUUCCUGACGUUGAUUUGCAGUGUCCUGAAGGGAAAGUGAAGGGCCCCAAAUUCAAAAUGCCCGAAAUGCACUUCAAAGCCCCCAAAAUCUCCAUGCCUGACUUUGAUCUGAGCCUGAAGGGCCCCAAAGUGAAAGGAGACGUGGAUGUGUCGGUCCCAAAAAUUGAGGGUGAUCUGAAGGGCCCCGACAUUGAUAUCAAAGGCCCCAAAGUGGAUGUGGACCUUCCCGAUGUGGACAUUGAGGGUCCCGAAGGGAAGGUGAAGGGCCCCAAGUUCAAGAUGCCCGAAAUGCACAUCAAGGCCCCAAAAUUCUCCAUGCCCAAUGUGGAUCUUCACCUGAAGGGCCCGAAAGUGAAGGGAGACGUGGAUGUGUCCGUGCCCACGUUGGAAGGUGACCUAAAGGGCCCUGAGGUGGACAUCAAAGGCCCCAAAAUGGAUGUGGACCUUCCCGACGUGGACAUUGAGGGCCCCGAAGGGAAAGUGAAGGGCCCCAAAUUUAAGAUGCCCGAAAUGCACAUCAAGACACCGAAGAUCUCCAUGCCCGACAUCGACCUGAACCUGAAGGGCCCCAAAGUGAAGGGGGACGUGGAUGUGUCGGUCCCAAAGAUUGAGGGCGACCUGAAGGGCCCCAAAGUGGACAUUGAAGCACCUGAUGUGGACAUUGAGCUGCCAGAGGGGAAAGUGAAGGGCCCCAAGUUCAAGAUGCCUGAAAUGCACUUCAAGGCACCGAAGAUCUCCAUGCCCGACUUCGAUCUGAGCCUGAAGGGCCCCAAAGUGAAGGGAGACGUGGAUGUGUCCGUGCCCAAAGUAGAAGGGGAUAUAAAAGGCCCUGAGGUGGACAUCAAAGGCCCCAAAGUGGACAUCGACGUUCCCGAUGUGGACAUUGAGGGCCCCGAAGGGAAAGUGAAGGGCCCCAAAUUUAAGAUGCCCGAAAUGCACUUCAAAGCCCCCAAAAUUUCCAUGCCUGACUUCGAUCUGAGCCUGAAGGGCCCCAAAGUGAAGGGAGACGUGGAUGUGUCCGUGCCAAAGAUUGAGGGUGAUCUGAAAGGCCCUGAUGUUGAUAUCAAAGGCCCCAAAGUGGAUGUGGACCUUCCCGAUGUGGACAUUGAAGGACCUGAGGGGAAACUGAAAGGCCCGAAGUUCAAGAUGCCCGAAAUGCACAUCAAGGCCCCCAAAAUCUCCAUGCCUGACAUUGACUUCAACCUGAAGGGCCCCAAAGUGAAGGGGGACGUGGAUGUGUCCGUGCCAAAGAUUGAGGGCGACCUGAAGGGCCCCAAAGUGGACAUCAAAGGCCCCAAAGUGGAUGUGGACCUUCCUGAUGUGGACAUUGAAGGACCUGAGGGGAAACUGAAAGGCCCCAAGUUCAAGAUGCCCGAAAUGCACAUCAAGACGCCAAAGAUCUCCAUGCCCGACAUCGACCUGAACCUGAAGGGCCCCAAAUUGAAGGGAGACGUGGAUGUGUCCGUGCCUCACUUGGAAGGGGACCUGAAGGGCCCCGACGUUGAUAUCAAAGGCCCCAAAGUGGACGUGGACCUUCCCGAUGUGGAGUUGGAAGGUCCCGAAGGGAAACUGAAAGGCCCCAAAUUCAAGAUGCCCGAAAUGCACUUAAAAGGCCCCAAAUUCUCCAUGCCUGACGUGGACUUCAACCUGAAGGGCCCCAAAGUGAAGGGAGACGUGGAUGUGUCCGUACCCAAAGUAGAAGGGGAGCUGAAGGGCCCCGAGGUGGACAUCAAAGGCCCCAAAGUGGAUGUGGACAUUCCUGACGUUGAAUUGGAAGGUCCUGAGGGGAAACUGAAAGGCCCCAAAUUCAAAAUGCCCGAAAUGCACCUAAAAGGCCCCAAAUUCUCCAUGCCCGACGUUGACUUCAACCUGAAGGGCCCCAAAGUGAAGGGAGACGUGGAUGUGUCCGUGCCGAAGAUUGAGGGCGACCUGAAGGGCUCCGAGGUGGACAUCAAAGGUCCCAAAGUGGAUGUGGACCUUCCUGAUGUGGACGUUCCCACUCCUGAAGGGAAAGUCAAGCUGCCCAAGUUCAAGAUGCCCAAAUUCGGGGUCCCCGGCUUCAAGGCUGAGGGCCCCGAGGUGGACGUUGGUCUCCCCGAAGCCGAUGUCACCGUGUCGGCCCCGAAGGUCGACGUCUCUCUUCCUGAUGUGGACAUCGAAGGGCCGGAGGGAAAACUGAAGGGCCCCAAAUUGAAGAAACCCGAAUUCGGCGUCCCCAAAAUCUCCAUGCCCGACAUCGACCUCAAUUUGAAGGGCCCCAAAGUGAAGGGGGACGUCGAUCUGUCUGCCCCCAAAGUUGAGGCGGAGCUGAAAGGUCCUAAAGUGGACCUGAAAGGGCCAGAGUUUGAGGCCGAGGUGCCCAAGAUCGAUCUGGAAGCCAAGGGCAAAAAAUCCAGGUUCAAAUUGCCCAAAUUCGGUUUUUCCGGCCCUAAAGUGCAAAGCCCGGACGUGGAUGUAAAGCUGAAGAAACCCGACGUGGAGAUGUCCGGUCCCAAAGUGGACGUUCAGGGGCCGGAGGUGGAGGUCCAAGCGAAAGCAAAAGGCUCCAAAUUCAAAAUGCCCUUCCUGAGCAUUUCCUCCCCCAAAGUUUCGAUGCCGGACGUGGAGCUGAACCUGAAAGGGCACAAAGUGAAGGGAGAGUUCGACCUCAGCGGCCCCAAAUUGGAGGGGGACGUGAAAGGGCCCGAAGUGGACAUCGCAGCUCCCAAAGUCAGCGUUGAGGCGCCCGAUGUGGACGUUUCGGGGCCGGAAGGGAAACUGAAAAUGCCCAAAUUCAAAAUGCCCAAAUUCGGGGUGAAGGGCGAAGGGCCGGAGGUGGACGUCGGCCUUCCCAAAGGGGAAUUGGACAUCGAAUGUCCUCAGGUGGAUAUUGAAGGGCCGGAGGGGAAGGGGAAGGGGCUCCACUUCAAGAUGCCCGAAAUGCACCUGAAGGGCCCCAAAGUCUCCAUGCCCGACAUUGACUUCAACCUGAAGGGCCCCAAAGUGAAGGGAGACGUGGAUGUGUCCGUGCCAAAGAUUGAGGGUGACCUGAAGGGCCCCGAGGUGGACAUCAAAGGCCCCAAAGUGGAUGUGGACAUUCCUGAUGUGGAUCUGGAAGGUCCCGAAGGGAAAAUCAAAGGCCCCAAAUUCAAGAUGCCCGAAAUGCACAUCAAGGCCCCAAAGAUCUCCAUGCCUGACGUGGACUUCAACCUGAAGGGGCCAAAGCUGAAGGGGGACGUGGAUGUGUCCAUGCCAAAGUUGGAAGGGGACCUGAAGGGCCCCGAGGUGGACAUCAAAGGCCCCAAAAUUGAUGUGGACCUUCCUGACGUUGACUUGGAAGGUGCUGAGGGGAAACUGAAAGGCCCCAAGUUCAAGAUGCCCGAAAUGCACUUAAAAGGCCCCAAAUUCUCCAUGCCCGACGUUGACUUCAACCUGAAGGGCCCCAAAGUGAAGGGAGACGUGGAUGUGUCCGUGCCGAAGAUUGAGGGCGACCUGAAGGGCCCCGAGGUGGACAUCAAAGGCCCCAAAGUGGACAUUGACGUUCCCGACGUGGAUGUUCACGGCCCAGAGGGCAAAUUCAAGCUGCCCAAGUUCAAGAUGCCCAAAUUCUCCAUGCCGGGCUUCAGGGCAGAGGGCCCCGAGGUGGACGUGGAGCUGCCAAAAGGGGACGUGGACGUUUCCGUCCCCAAAGUGGACAUCGACGUUCCCGAUGUGGACAUUGAGGGACCCGAAGGGAAAGUGAAGGGCCCGAAGUUCAAGAUGCCUGAAAUGCACAUCAAGACACCAAAGAUCUCCAUGCCCGACAUCGACCUGAACCUGAAGGGCCCCAAAGUGAAGGGGGACGUGGAUGUGUCGGUCCCAAAGAUUGAGGGCGACCUGAAGGGCCCCGACAUUGAUAUCAAAGGGCCUAAACUGGAUGUGGACCUUCCUGAUGUGGACGUUGAGGGACCGGAAGGGAAAGUGAAAGGCCCCAAAUUCAAGAUGCCCGAAAUGCACAUCAAGGCCCCAAAGAUCUCCAUGCCCGAUGUGGACUUCAACCUGAAGGGGCCAAAGCUGAAGGGGGACGUGGAUGUGUCCAUGCCAAAGCUGGAAGGGGACCUGAAGGGCCCCGAGGUGGACAUCAAAGGCCCCAAAGUGGACAUCGACGUUCCCGAUGUGGACAUUGAGGGACCGGAAGGGAAAAUGAAGGGCCCCAAAUUCAAAAUGCCCGAAAUGCACUUCAAGGCCCCCAAAAUCUCCAUGCCUGACUUCGAUCUGAGCCUGAAGGGCCCCAAAGUGAAAGGAGACGUGGAUGUGUCCGUGCCAAAGAUUGAGGGUGAGCUGAAGGGCCCUGAAAUUGAUAUCAAAGGCCCCAAAGUGGACAUCGACGUUCGUGAUGUGGACAUUGAGGGACCCGAAGGCAAAUUGAAGGGCCCCAAAUUUAAGAUGCCCGAAAUGCACUUCAAGGCCCCCAAAAUCUCCAUGCCUGACUUCGACCUGAACCUGAAAGGCCCCAAAGUGAAGGGAGACGUGGAUGUGUCGGUCCCAAAGAUUGAGGGUGACCUGAAGGGCCCCGAGGUGGACAUCAAAGGCCCCAAAGUCGAUGUGGACAUUCCUGAUGUGGACAUUGAGGGCCCCGAAGGAAAGCUGAAGGGCCCCAAAUUUAAGAUGCCCGAAAUGCACAUCAAGACACCGAAGAUCUCCAUGCCCGACAUCGACCUGAACCUGAAAGGCCCCAAAGUGAAGGGGGACGUGGAUGUGUCCGUGCCAAAGAUUGAGGGCGACCUGAAAGGUGUUGGCCUGGAAUUGAAAGGCCCCAAAGUGGACGUGGACGUUCCCGACGUGGAUAUCGAAGGACCCGAAGGAAAAUGGAAGGGCCCCAAAGUGAAGAUGCCGGAGAUGCAUUUUAAGGCUCCGAAAAUUUCCAUGCCCGACUUCGAUCUGAACCUGAAAGGCCCAAAAGUGAAAGGAGAUGUGGAUGUGUCCGUGCCGUGUGUGGAAGGUGGACUGAAAGGAGCGAAUGUGGAACUGAAAGGACCGGAGAUGGACGUGGGGGCUCCGGGGGUGAGCGUGGAGUGUCCCGAGGGGAAAGUGAAGGGCCCCAAAUUCAAAAUGCCCGAAAUGCACUUCAAGGCCCCAAAAAUCUCCAUGCCCGACUUCGAUCUGAGCCUGAAGGGCCCCAAAGUGAAGGGAGACGUGGAUGUGUCCGUGCCCAAAGUAGAAGGGGACAUAAAAGGCCCCGACAUUGACAUUAAAGGACCCAAAGUGGAUGUGGACCUUCCCGACGUGGAGCUGGAAGGACCUGAAGGGAAAGUGAAGGGCCCCAAAUUCAAAAUGCCCGAAAUGCACUUCAAGACACCGAAGAUCUCCAUGCCCGACAUCGACCUGAACCUGAAGGGCCCCAAAGUGAAGGGGGACGUGGAUGUGUCCGUGCCAAAGAUUGAGGGUGAUCUGAAGGGCCCCGAGGUGGACAUCAAAGGCCCCAAAGUGGACGUGGACCUUCCCGAUGUGGACAUUGAGGGCCCCGAGGGGAAAGUGAAGGGCCCCAAAUUUAAGAUGCCCGAAAUGCACUUCAAAGCCCCCAAAAUCUCCAUGCCUGACUUCGAUCUGAGCCUGAAGGGCCCCAAAGUGAAGGGGGACGUGGAUGUGUCCGUGCCAAAGAUUGAGGGUGAGCUGAAGGGCCCCAAAGUGGACAUAGAAGCGCCUGAUGUGGACAUUGAGCUGCCAGAAGGAAAGCUGAAGGGCCCCAAAUUCAAGAUGCCCGAAAUGCACAUCAAAGCACCAAAGAUCUCCGUGCCCGACAUCGACUUCAACCUGAAGGGCCCCAAAGUGAAGGGGGACGUGGAUGUGUCCGUACCCACGUUGGAAGGGGACUUGAAAGGCCCCGAGGUGGAUAUCAAAGGCCCCAAAGUGGAUAUGGACCUUCCCGAUGUGGACAUUGAGGGUCCGGAAGGCAAACUGAAAGGCCCCAAAUUCAAAAUGCCCGAAAUGCACUUCAAAGGCCCCAAAAUCUCCAUGCCUGACUUUGAUCUGAGCCUGAAGGGCCCCAAAGUGAAGGGAGACGUGGAUGUGUCCGUGCCCAAAGUAGAAGGGGAGCUGAAGGGCCCCGAGGUGGACAUCAAAGGCCCCAAAGUGGACAUUGACGUUCCCGACGUGGACGUUCACGGCCCAGAGGGCAAAUUCAAGCUGCCCAAGUUCAAGAUGCCCAAAUUCUCCAUGCCGGGCUUCAGGGCAGAGGGCCCCGAGGUGGACGUGGAGCUGCCAAAAGGGGACGUGGACGUUUCCGUCCCCAAAGUGGACAUUGGAGGACCUGAGGUGGACAUUGAGGGCCCCGAGGGGAAACUGAAAGGCCCCAAAUUCAAGAUGCCCGAAAUGCACAUCAAGACACCAAAGAUCUCCAUGCCCGACAUCGACCUGAACCUGAAGGGCCCCAAAGUGAAGGGGGACGUGGAUGUGUCCGUGCCAAAGUUGGAAGGGGACUUGAAAGGCCCUGAGAUGGAGAUCAAAGGCCCCAAAGUGGAUGUGGACCUUCCCGAUGUGGACAUUGAGGGCCCCGAAGGAAAGCUGAAGGGCCCCAAAUUCAAGAUGCCCGAAAUGCACAUCAAGGCCCCAAAGAUCUCCAUGCCGGACUUCGAUCUGAGCCUGAAGGGCCCCAAAGUGAAGGGGGAUGUGGAUGUGUCCAUGCCAAAGCUGGAAGGGGACCUGAAGGGCCCCGAGGUGGACAUCAAAGGCCCCAAAGUGGAUGUGGACCUUCCCGAUGUGGAACUGCAUGGUUCAGACGGGAAGGUGAAGGGCCCCAAGUUUAAGAUGCCCGAAAUGCACAUCAAGGCCCCAAAGAUCUCCAUGCCCGACGUGGACUUCAACCUGAAGGGCCCCAAAGUGAAGGGAGAUGUGGAUGUGUCCAUACCCAAAGUAGAAGGGGAGCUGAAGGGCCCCGAGGUGGACAUCAAAGGCCCCAAAGUGGACAUUGACGUUCCCGACGUGGACGUUCACGGCCCAGAGGGCAAAUUCAAGCUGCCCAAGUUCAAGAUGCCCAAAUUCUCCAUGCCGGGCUUCAAAGGGGAUGGGGUGGACGUGGAUGUGAACCUCCCAAAGGGCGAUGUGGACAUCAGUGGUCCCAGGGUGGAGGUGGAGGCUCCUGACCUCAGUGUGGACGGGAAGCUGAAAGGUCCCAAAUUCUCCAUGCCCGAAAUGCACAUCAAGGCCCCCAAAAUCUCCAUGCCCGACAUCGACCUGAACCUUAAAGGCCCCAAAGUGAAGGGAGACGUGGAUGUGUCCGUGCCCAAAGUAGAAGGGGACAUAAAAGGCCCCGACAUUGACAUUAAAGGACCCAAAGUGGAUGUGGACCUUCCCGACGUGGAGCUGGAAGGACCUGAGGGGAAAGUGAAGGGCCCCAAAUUUAAGAUGCCCGAAAUGCACAUCAAGGCCCCCAAAAUCUCCAUGCCCGACUUCGAUCUGAGCCUGAAGGGCCCCAAAGUGAAGGGGGACGUGGAUGUGUCGGUCCCAAAGAUUGAGGGCGACCUGAAGGGCCCCAAAGUGGAUGUGGACCUUCCCGAUGUGGACAUUGAGGGCCCCGAAGGAAAGCUGAAGGGCCCCAAAUUUAAGAUGCCGGAGAUGCAUUUCAAGGCCCCAAAGAUCUCCAUGCCUGACGUCGACUUCAACCUGAAGGGCCCCAAAGUGAAGGGGGACGUGGAUGUGACCCUUCCCAAGUUGGAAGGGGAUUUCCAAUGUCCGGACGUUGACCUCAAAGGCCCCAAAUUGGACCUUCACGCGCCCGAUGUGAAGGUCCCCGAAAUGCACUUGAAGAUGCCCCACGUCUCCGUCCCUGACGUCGACCUCAACCUGAAGGGCCCAAAGGUGGAAGGGGGGCUGAAGGGCCCCGGUGUGGAUCUUAAGGGCCCCGGUGUGGAUCUGAAGGGUCCCAGCGUGGACCUGAAGGGCCCCAAAGUCGAUAUCGAGUGUCCGGGGGUCGACAUCGAUGGUCCAGAGGGCAAACUGAAGCUACCAAAAAUGAAGCUGCCGAAAUUCGGGCUGAAAGGAGAUGCCCCCGAGGUGGACGUGGAGCUGCCCAAGGGAGGGGUGGAGCUUUCGGGCCCCAAAGCGGACAUCGCCGUCCCCGAUGUGAGCCUCGAAGGUCCGGAAGCAAAACUGAAAGGUCCUAAAGUGAAGGUGCCCGAAAUGCACGCGAGCGUGCCCAAAAUCUCCAUGCCCGACAUCGACCUGAGUCUGAAAGGGCACAGAGCCAAGGGAGGAUUCGACCUCGCGGCCCCGAAGCUCGAAGGGGGCCUGAAGGGACCCGACGUCACCGUCAAAGGGCCCGAAUUCGGGCUGAAAAGCCCCGAAAUAGACGUUGAGUGCCCCGAGCUGAGCGUCGAAGGGCCGGAGGGGAACGUCAAAGCUCCCAAAUUCAAGAAACCGAAAUUUGGGUUCGGGAUGAAGAGUCCGAAGGGCGACGCGAAGGCCCCGGAGGUGGAAUUCCCGGAGGUGGAGCUGAGCGCGGAAUUACCCGACCUGAGCGUGGCGGCCAAAGGCAAGAAGAGCAAAUUCAAGAUGCCCAAACUCCACAUGAGCGGCCCCAAAGUGAAAGGGAAGAAGGGCGCCUUCGACGUGAGCGUGGCGGGGGCGGAGGGGGACGUGGGCCUGAAAUCCCCUGACGUGGAGGUGAGCGCGGCCGGCCCCGACGUGGCCGUGAAGUCCCCCAAAGGGAAGAAGGCGAUGUUCGGGAAGAUCUCCUUCCCCGACGUGGAGUUCGAUCUGAAGUCGCACCGCUCCCGGGGGGACGCGGCGGUGGUGCUCCCCAAAACGGAAGGGGAGCUGAAAGGGUUGGAGGUGAAGGGGCCGAGCGCCGACGUGGAGGUGGGAGCGGCGGAUUGGAGCGCGAAGAAAGCGAAAGCGGCCGUCCCGGGGCUGAAGGUGGAGGGGGAUCUGAAGGGUCCCAGCGUUGACGUCGCCGUCCCCUCCGUCGCGGCGCCGGAGUUUGAGCUGAAAGGACCAAAAGGCAAAGUGGCAGCGGGCGUUCCCGAAGGAAAGCUGAAGGUGGGGGACGUGGGGCUGAAAGGAGCCGAAUUCGACGGGAGGCUGCAAGGACCAAAGCUGAAGGGCGACGCGGAGCUCGGAGGGCUCGGAGGGCGGCCGCGCGCGGAGGGUCCCGAGCUGAGCAUCGGCGGCUCCGUCCCAUCCCUGGGCUGCCCGGGGGUUCACCUCCGGCCGCCCGGCGCUGAGCUGCGCGGCCCUUCGGUGGCCGUUUCGGCCCCGGAUCUGAACGUGAAGGCGGAGCUCGGCGGCUCCGUCGGAUCCCCGGUGGCGUCGCUGGACGCGGCCGAGGUCGGCGUGGAGGGCUUGGGAGGAACCAUCAAACUGCCCUCCCUCCGACUGCCCCAAUUCGGCCUCUCCGCUCCCGGCGUCAACGGGGCCGACGUGGACGGAGGCGGCGGCGCCUCGGCUGAAAUGGCCGCGUCCAAAGCGAGCGUCCGAGGGCGCGCGGCGUCGGGAGACGGCGGCCCCAAAGAUGGCGGCGCGGAGCCGAGCGCGGGCAGAGUGUCCUUCCCCAAACUGCGCGUGCCCAAAUUCCACUUCUCCGAGCCGGAGGCGAAGGGCAGGGAGGUGGCGGUGGACGUGGAGUUCCCCGGGACGGAGCCCGAAGCGGAGGACGCCAAAGGGAAGAAAUCCAAGCUGAAGAUGCCCAAAUUCGCCUUCUCCAAAGGGAAGGCCAAAGGGGGGGCGGCCCCCGGUUCCCCCGAGCCGCCCGGCUCCCCCGGGGGCUCCCGGGGCGACCUGAAGAGCUCCAAAGGCAGCCUGGGCUCGGCCGAGGGCGAGCUGGACGAGGGGACGUCGUCCAGAGGGGUGUUCUCCAUCUUCAAGAGCCGGAAGACGCGGCACCGCUCGUCGUCCUUCAGCGCGGAGCCGCCGGAGCCGGAGGGAGCGCAGGGGAAGGCCAAGUUUGGGACGUUCGGCGGCGUGGGCUCCCGGAGCAAAGGCUGCUAUGAGGUGUCGGAGCCGGGGGGCGAGGAGCAGCCCUCGGCCCCACAGCCCUCCUCGACCCCCGGCUCCGACGCCGCCCGUGGGGCGCUGCGUUUGCCUUCGCUGGAGCUGACGGUGGCCGAGCGGCGCGAGCGGGAGGGCGGCUGCACAUAGGGCCGGGCCGGCACCAGCGCUCCGCCUCCUCCUUCUCCCUCUUCUUCCUUCUUCUCCUUUCUCUUCUUCUUCUGUGUUUUGGGUGGCUUUGGGUUCUUUUCCCCGUUUCGGGUGGGUUUUGUCCCCUCCCCUCCCCUCCUAUCCCCUCCCCUCCC
Messenger RNA from Gallus gallus (chicken), 18738 nucleotides. It is a transcript of the gene AHNAK, whose product is annotated as neuroblast differentiation-associated protein AHNAK-like. The transcript is spliced from 2 exons. Gene Ontology annotation, cellular component: costamere; nucleus; cytoplasm. The record is from RefSeq and is a predicted model, not a curated record. Bases 26 to 18583 code for a protein of 6185 amino acids. Gene Ontology annotation, biological process: regulation of RNA splicing. NCBI's taxonomy places the organism in Eukaryota, Metazoa, Chordata, Aves, Galliformes, Phasianidae.